AUGCUGCGUCUGACUCCAGCUCACCUGAGGAGCCUCCUGGCCUCGCGCUCACCAGUGGCGACGGCGGCUAGCAGCAGCACGAGGACGGCAAGUCACGAUCACGGGGUGUCGGUGGACAUGUCCCGGCCCCAGUACUACGACCGUCUGGACAACCCCCUCCCGGACCGUCCCUACAAGGACGUGCUGACGGAGACGGACCGGGGCCUGAAGCAGAAGGAGAAGGGGCCCUGGACCCAGCUGAGCCGGGAGGACAAGCUGGCCCUGUACCGCCUCUCCUUCCACCAGACCUACGCUGAGAUGAAGCAGAAGCGUCACGAGUGGAAGACGGUGAUGGGAGGAAUCUUCUUCUUCAUCGGCUUCACCGGCCUGGUGGUGUGGUGGCAGCGAGUCUACGUCUACCCCCCCCGCCCCAGGACCCUGCGGGGCGACUGGCAGGAAAAGCAGAUCCAGAGGAUGUUGGACAUGAGGAUCAACCCCAUCGAGGGAUUCUCCGCCCAGUGGGACUACGAGAAGAAGCAGUGGAAGUGACGAGGACCGGUUUUUUGC
This is a messenger RNA of Cololabis saira (Pacific saury), 546 nucleotides long. Its product is annotated as cytochrome c oxidase subunit 4 isoform 2, mitochondrial. The transcript has 4 exons. Gene Ontology annotation, biological process: mitochondrial electron transport, cytochrome c to oxygen. Lineage: Eukaryota; Metazoa; Chordata; Actinopteri; Beloniformes; Belonidae. The record is from RefSeq and is a predicted model, not a curated record. The coding region runs from base 1 to 528 and encodes 175 amino acids.